Leptonychotes weddellii (Weddell seal) is the source of this 3382-nucleotide messenger RNA. RefSeq names its product SH3 domain binding kinase 1 (gene SBK1). Gene Ontology annotation, biological process: protein phosphorylation. Gene Ontology annotation, molecular function: protein serine/threonine kinase activity; ATP binding. The record is from RefSeq and is a predicted model, not a curated record. NCBI's taxonomy places the organism in Eukaryota, Metazoa, Chordata, Mammalia, Carnivora, Phocidae.
CCUGGGAGAGGCACCUCUGCGGUGACUACUUGCUGCAGCCCUGACCGCAUCACCUCCGUCUGCUGCCUUGCACCUCACCGUCCGGCCCGCAUCUACUCCGCUCUCUCUGCUCCUGAGCCCCGGGAAAAACUCUGCUCACUCCUUAAAACCCAGCUUGAAGACCUGUUCCUCCACUCAUCCCUGUCUUCCUCAGACAAGCCAGCUAGUUCUUGACUCUGGGCCUUUGCCCCUACUGACCCCUCUUCCUGGACAGUCUCCCUCCAGAUCUUCCGGCCUCCGCUCCCUCCUCCUCCUGCUGGUGGCAGCUCCAAGGUCACCUCCCCUGGAGGUCCUCCCUGAGCACCCUAUCAAACCGCCUGCCCAUCUUCAGCCUCUCUCACAUCUCCCUGCUUUAUUUUUUCAUAGCCCUUUUCACACUCGGAAUUUAUGAGUCCUCCGUUGAUUGGUGUUUCCAGGGCCACUGCGAAUGGUUGUGUGCGCUCUAUGUUGCAAAGGAGGUGAGUGGGGCUGGAACCCAGGCUGUGAUGGACACUCGGCGCUGCUGUUCGAGGGCUGCACCUGCCUACACUGUCACCAUGUACGUGAGCUGGGACCCCACCGGCCUCCCGCCGUGACAUGCAAGGCCCCCCCGAGGCAGGAGCAGGGUCUGCCCUCUCCAUUGCGGGGUGCCCAGCGCCCAGCACGGUGCCUGACACAUAGAUGCUCCCAACAUUUCUCAAGCAAGCGAAUUCUAUCCGGGUUCCCUCACUCCCACCCAAUUCCCACACUCCUCAAAUGGAUGUAUGACUGCAUGUAACCGAUCUCUGGGUCCCACGGGGGUGGGGGGGUGUCCAGUCAGGGAACCGGACCCAGAGUCAGCGACGGUGACUGUUCAGGGAAUGCGGUGGGAGGAUCCAGGGGCUUGAGGGGUGGACGUGUGAGUGGAGGCGUCCAGCAGAUGCUCUCUGGAGCUCAGAGCCCCGUCCGUCGCAGGGGUGCUGUCCCGGGCCCCCCAGUCCUACCUGGCUCCCUGGAGGUGCUUAUGGAGGGUUGAGGUGGCCCAGGCACUCUGACCACGGUCCCGACGCCCAGUGCUCCUCGGAGCCAGCUGGGCAGGCGGUGGCAUCUCAGGGUCCCACGGAGCUGGGGCCGGACCUGAGGCGCCGCCCUUCCCUCCGCUCCCUGCAGCCGCUGCCAGCCCCGCCGGCCUUCCCAGCUCCGGCAGGGAAGGAGUUAAGCUCCAGGCUUCGCAGCGUGAAUGUAGAGCUAUUAAUACCCACAGCCAAGCGGUCUGCCAGAGCAGCCACCGGAGUCCAGGGAUCAGGCAGCCCGGGGAGCAGGCGGCCGGGGGAGCAAGCUCGGCCAAGCCAGAGCCAGGACUCCGAGGGCCCGAACUUUUCUUGAGGGACGGCGUGGGCACGGUGCCAGCUUCACCCACCUUUGAGCUUCAGGUCCUGACCCUCUCUCCUGGAGGCCACCCACGCCAGCCACCCCAGGAGGGCAGAACAAACUUUCUUAGGGGAAACCACCUCGGCCGCCCGCCGUGCUGGCCGGACAGGGAGAAGCAGACGUCCAGACGGACAGAUGAGCGGAUGGACAGCGCAUCUGCGAGCCUGCCCUCCCAGUCCCCACUCUGACUGGCCGCCGCAGAGUGGGCAGCCAGGGGGCCUAGGUCUCCGCCAGGGGCAGCCAGGGGCCCUGCUGGACCUUGGUCUACCAGCCAGCGACCUCUGAGGGUGGGCGGCUCCCUGGAAGCCGCUUCCCAGGACCCAGCCCCGUGGGCCAGGACAGGAGUCCCCAUCAGACAGAGCCACAGGCUCUUCUCCCCGCCGAGGCCACGGGGAACCUGAGUGAAAAGGCAGAGGCGGCAGGUGGGCAGGCGCGGGGCCCCGAGGCCAACCGGCUGCUGACCCUGGAGCGCUCUGGCUCGGACACCCCUGCCCAGGCCAGGGACGAUGCGGCCGAGGCCCCCAGCAGCCACCCCUGCCCCGUCCUGGAACUCCCUCCAGCCUGGCCUCUGGGCUGUGGAGCAGAAGAUGGGCCAGCCUUCUGCUUCGUGUGCUUCCACAGAGAGGAGGAGGAGGAGAUGCUGAAAGAGGUCCCACCGCAGAGGGAGAAGAUGAGCGUGGGCUGCCCAGAGCCCGAGCCACCCCACUCCCUGCCCUGCUGUGGGCCGGGGACUGCCCCUGGGCUGGGUGCAGGGGUGCCCCUCCUCACUGAAGACAUGCAGGCGCUGACGCUCCGCACCCUGGCCGCCAAUGAUGUCACCAAGCACUACGAACUCGUCCGGGAGCUAGGCAAGGGCACCUAUGGGAAGGUCGACCUCGUGGCCUACAAGGGCACAGGCACGAAAAUGGCGCUGAAGUUUGUGAACAAGAGCAAGACCAAGCUGAAGAACUUCCUGCGGGAGGUGAGCAUCACCAACAGCCUCUCCUCCAGCCCCUUCAUCAUCAAGGUCUUUGACGUGGUUUUUGAGACGGAGGACUGCUACGUGUUCGCCCAAGAGUAUGCGCCUGCAGGGGACCUGUUCGACAUCAUUCCCCCUCAGGUGGGGCUCCCCGAGGACACGGUGAAGCGCUGCGUGCAGCAGCUGGGCCUGGCGCUGGACUUCAUGCACGGGCGGCAGCUGGUGCACCGCGACAUCAAGCCCGAGAACGUGCUGCUGUUCGACCGCGAGUGCCGCCGCGUGAAGCUGGCCGACUUCGGCAUGACGCGCCGCGUGGGCUGCCGCGUGAAGCGGGUCAGCGGCACCAUCCCGUACACGGCGCCCGAGGUGUGCCAGGCGGGCCGCGCCGACGGCUUCGCGGUGGACACGGGCGUGGACGUGUGGGCCUUCGGCGUGCUCAUCUUCUGCGUGCUCACCGGCAACUUCCCGUGGGAGGCGGCGUCGGGCGCGGACGCCUUCUUCGAGGAGUUCGUGCGCUGGCAGCGGGGCCGCCUGCCGGGGCUGCCGUCGCAGUGGCGUCGCUUCACCGAGCCCGCACUGCGCAUGUUCCAGCGCCUGCUCGCCCUGGAGCCCGAGCGCCGCGGGCCGGCCAAGGAGGUCUUCCGCUUCCUCAAGCACGAGCUCACGUCCGAGCUGCGGCGCCGGGAAUCUGGCCAGGAGGCACUGCAGGUGGGUUCAGGCCCCGAGGCAGCAAAACCGGAACCCAACCUCACCCAGUGUUCCCUCGUGACCCCUGCCCUCGCUGUGGAGGCCCGGGACCCCGCAAUAACCUCGACAUGGUUUACAAACAGCGUGCGGUUUGCCCCAGGGCCUGGCCCCGCCCCCCUCAGUGUGCCCGCCCCUCCCGAGCCCUCCUCUGCCCUGGGCCCUGGGGCCCUCCACGCGCCAGCACGGAAGUUCCGAAAGAACAGUCAGUGUUUGGCAAACUGCUAUCCCCUCAACACCCCCAAUGCCUAG